AUGGACCAACAGAGAGGAAUCAUUUGCUCUGGCAAGCCUACAGUCGAAACAACCCUGUCCUCUUCAGCCGCUCUACCCCAUUACCAGUACCCCCCUCUAAGAAGCCUUGGUACAGUCCGGAUCCUCUCUUUAGAGCCUGGUCAAUCUGAAAGUCCACUGCGGGGAACUUUGGAAGAAGCUCACGUCAAUACUCUCAAAGACUACGAAGCACUGUCAUACGUCUGGGCAGAUCCAGGUCCAUCUGACAGACCACAUGAGAUCAUCAUUCGUGAAAAUAACCAGGAUGCUCUGCUGCCACUUAGAGGAGGUUCCAUCUUUGCAGCAUUGCUCCAGAUGCGACUUCCGGAUCAGAAGAGGCGAGUUUGGGCUGAUCAAUGCUGCAUCAAUCAAGAUGAUCUUGACGAGAGAAGUAAUCAAGUCCAUUCAAUGGGCAGGAUUUAUGAAAACGCGACUAGGAUCCGGGUAUGGCUUGGCUUAGACACCAACAAGGAAGCAGAGUCGGCUUUCGAUUUGAUUCAUAAGCUUGAUGAAGCUCUGAGCGCUGAUGACUCGCAACCCCAUCACUUCAUAACAAAGAACCUGGAGAGGCAAAUACGGCAGCAUGAUAAGGUACUGCAGGCUUUAACAAGCCGUCCAUGGUUUAAGAGAGGUUGGGUUGUACAAGAGAUUGGAACAGAAACUCCAGCCACCAUGAUCUGGGGCAAUCACAGCAUCGACUGGAAUACUAUAGCCAGCGUAUGUCAGAAGCUCAAAGGCUAUCAUCAACUCCGCAGCACACUCGGCAUCACUACUUCGGAUAUAUCAUUCCUCCACCGACGAUUUAUACCACCCGACAAGACAACGCACCACGCCAAUCGAUACAACUUCAUAUACGAGCUACAACGAUCCCGCCACUUGCAGUUCACUGAUCAGAGGGAUCGGGUGUUUGCUUUUCUGAGUCACUUCUCAACUCGGUCGCUUCCACCUCUAGGCUGUGGGCCGAUAUCAAUCGUGGCAGACUAUACACUGUCUGUUGAAGAGACUUACAUCAACAUCGCUGUAAGGAUACUGCGAGAUCGCCCGGAGGCGGCGUGCAUUACUCUUUCGGCGGUGCAGCAUCCUAAGAACAGUCUACCUUCUCGUCACGAUGAUGUAAAAAGUAUGAAGCUGCCUUCAUGGGUUCCCGACUGGAGAUGGUCGGAGGGAAUCAUCCUAGCUGAGCCAAUAUGUCCCCACCGAGCUCAUGGUAACUCUACCGUCAAGAUGAAACUCCUCGAGAAUGACAGGAUUCUACAGAUACAUGGCAUCAGUAUUGAUACUAUUGAGCAAUGUUCCAGGCCAAUGCUUUCGAGCGACUUUUAUGGAAAGGCCAGCCUGGUAGAACACCUCUGGCGGGAUAUAUGCCGAAAUACAAGCUUCAACCUUGUUGACAAGUACUGGAAUGGACAUUCUGCUUUCUUUGCGCUGAUGCAGACGCUCAGCAACGGGUAUGGUUGCAAAUGGCAGCAAAGUUCAUAG
Fusarium tjaetaba is the source of this 1497-nucleotide messenger RNA. Its product is annotated as ankyrin and het domain protein. The record is from RefSeq and is a predicted model, not a curated record. The transcript is spliced from 3 exons. NCBI's taxonomy places the organism in Eukaryota, Fungi, Ascomycota, Sordariomycetes, Hypocreales, Nectriaceae. Bases 1 to 1497 code for a protein of 498 amino acids.